Helianthus annuus (common sunflower) is the source of this 1508-nucleotide messenger RNA. Its product is annotated as glyceraldehyde-3-phosphate dehydrogenase, cytosolic. The transcript is spliced from 9 exons. Lineage: Eukaryota; Viridiplantae; Streptophyta; Magnoliopsida; Asterales; Asteraceae. Gene Ontology annotation, biological process: glucose metabolic process. Gene Ontology annotation, molecular function: oxidoreductase activity, acting on the aldehyde or oxo group of donors, NAD or NADP as acceptor; NADP binding; NAD binding. The record is from RefSeq and is a predicted model, not a curated record. The coding region runs from base 287 to 1297 and encodes 336 amino acids.
AUAAGUUAAAUUUCAUGUCGCUAAACAAAGCUACAAAAAAAUUGAGGGGUCAAAUGCUGUCAAGUACCAUAACUUAAGGGACUCAUCUGAAACUUCCAAUCUCCGGCAACCCCGCCGGAACAAUCUUCACGUAGAACGAAGCUCACGGCCUACAUUCAAUUCAAACCACCGGCAACUCCGCCUUUCACUACCUACCGUUGAAGCUUCCACUAUAUCUACAUACACAUUUGCCUUCAUUUCUAUCACUCACUCCUUCCUACCUUUCUACACCCAAUCUCUUUACAUCAUGGCAAAGAUUAAGAUCGGAAUCAACGGAUUCGGAAGAAUCGGACGGUUAGUCGCCAGAGUUGCUUUACAGAGCGAUGAUAUUGAACUUGUUGCCGUUAACGAUCCGUUUAUUACCACUGACUACAUGAUUUACAUGUUCAAAUAUGAUAGUGUUCAUGGCCAAUAUAAGAAGGGUGAAAUCAAAGUUAAGGAUUCCAAGACUCUUCUCUUCGGCGAUAAACCUGUUACUGUUUUUGGCUGCAGAAACCCGGAGGAAAUCGCGUGGGGUGAAGCAGGAGCUGAGUAUGUUGUGGAAUCAACUGGAGUUUUCACAGAUAAGGACAAAGCUGCUGCUCAUUUGAAGGGAGGUGCGAAGAAGGUUGUGAUCUCGGCUCCAAGUGCGAACGCUCCCAUGUUUGUCAUGGGUGUAAAUGAAAAAGAGUAUAAAUCCGAUAUCACUAUUGUGUCUAAUGCUAGCUGCACCACUAACUGUCUUGCUCCAUUGGCAAAGGUUAUACAUGACAAAUUUGGCAUUGUUGAAGGCCUUAUGACCACUGUUCACUCCAUCACAGCAACUCAGAAAACUGUUGACGGUCCAUCAAUGAAGGAUUGGAGAGGUGGAAGAGCUGCUUCUUUCAAUAUUAUUCCCAGCAGUACGGGUGCUGCUAAGGCUGUUGGAAAAGUCCUUCCUGCCCUUAAUGGGAAACUUACAGGGAUGUCAUUCCGUGUCCCUACGGUUGACGUAUCUGUGGUUGACCUUACUGCUAGGCUCGAGAAGCCCGCCUCAUAUGAUGAUAUCAAGGCUGCUAUCAAGGCUGAGGCAGAGGGGAGUAUGAAGGGAAUCCUAGGAUACACCGAGGAUGAUGUUGUGUCUACAGACUUUGUGGGUGACUGCAGGUCGAGCGUAUUCGAUGCGAAGGCGGGUAUUGCUCUGAACAACAACUUUGUGAAACUUGUCUCGUGGUAUGACAACGAAUGGGGAUACAGUAACCGUGUUGUUGACUUGAUCCGUCAUAUGGCCAAGUCUUGAGCUGUUGAUGAUGUUCGAGUUACGAUUGCAUGCAGAUUGAUUCAGCUUCAUGGUUAUGGAGUUAUUUGGGGAAUAAGUAGAGCUGAAUAGUUUGUUUUUUACACUUUGCAACACUCUGUUGUUCACAAUUUUGAUUAAACGCGAUGGUUUACUUAUUACUUUGAUCAAUAACGAGAAACUCCUAUAGCGAAUCAAGGGCUCUCUUUCAGAA